CCUUGCUUGUCAUGUCUGGUAUCGGAUAAAGAUUCUUUGGAUGAGUGACAGAAAUGGAUGAGCCAGGAGCUGUCCGAGGUGCUGAGAGGAACGCUAAGUGGCUGAGUCGAAGAUAGCUGUCUGACAAUAAGAACAGGACCUGUACAUUAGCUACUACUGAAGCACAGCACAAUGGAUAUGAGGCCAGUCAUUGUAGUCCAUGGUGGUGCAUGGGCAAUACCGGAUCAUCUUGCAGAAAGCAGCACAAAUGGAGUUAAAAAUGCCGUUACCCGUGGAUUUUCCAUACUUGCUAAUGGUGGUAAUUCUCUGCAAGCUGUAGAAGCCACUGUGCGAAUCCUAGAAGACAACAUAGCAUUUGAUGCAGGUCAUGGGGCUGUGUUGAAUGCGGACGGUGAUGUGGAACUUGAUGCAAUUAUAAUGGAUGGCACAAAUCUUGCUGUAGGUGCAGUUUCUUGCAUCAAGAGUAUUGCUAACCCAGUCAUGUUUGCACGCACGAUCAUGGAACAGACUCCGCAUGUUAUGCUUACCGGAAGUGGAGCAAAUAAGUUUGCGGAAAAGAUGAAUAUUAAAAAAGUACCAGCAGAGGAAUUAGUAACUGAAAAUGCUGUUAAAGAAUGGGAACAAUACCAAAAGUAUAAGCAGAGUGUUACAAGUCUUUUUAAUACCGAAAGGAUGCAUGAUACUGUUGGUGCUGUAGCAAUUGAUCACAAGGGCAACAUAGCCUGUGCUACAUCAACUGGUGGAAUAACAAAUAAAAUGGUUGGACGGGUCGGAGACAGCCCAAUUAUAGGGUCUGGAGCAUAUGCAGACAAUUUUAUUGGGGCAGUGUCUACAACUGGUCAUGGAGAAUCUAUCAUGAAAGUUAUGCUUGCAAGAAAAGUACUUUUUAAUAUGGAAAAAGGUGAGACUCCACAAAGUGCUGCGGACCAGGCUCUGGAAUAUAUGAAGAACAAGGUACAAGGCAGAGGAGGAUUAAUAGUUGUUAGUAAGUCUGGAGAAUGGGCAGCAAGAUUUACCACAAAAAGAAUGGCAUGGGCUAGUAUUGCAAAUAAUAUAUUAAACUAUGGACUGAAUCCUGGAGAAAAUUUCCAAGAAAAAUUUGACUUAAAUAUGUAAGAUAAGAUGAAAAAUUCUACUACUUCUAAUGUACAAGUUUAACCCUGUAUUAGCCGAAGCUAUAAUGCCGGUAACUUAAAUAAAGCAAAUUUCACCUGCAAUAUCAAGUGUUUUUUUUAACAUCAUUGAAGUAUUAUAAAUAAAUAUACCAUAUCAUAAGUUUGACUAACACAGAGCUAAAGAAGCACUCCAUUAUUUUUUUUGCCUAUAUCAUGCAGACUCACCAUCAAUAGGUCUACAGGGCUAUUUGUGUUUUUUUUUUUCAGCGUAGCUGCACCCAUGUAUUUUAUUACUCUACUUUGGUCAUGUGACCCCAUGUGAUCCAGCUCCAUCUGCUAUUUCUAGGGGAUCAGGAUAUAUUAUAAUUAUAUACCUCCCCUGAGGCAGUGUUCACACAUUGCAUUGCUUGCUGUUUUUUUCUGUUCUUGCUGUGAUUAUCCGUAAAUCAUGACAAAAUUGAGAUUGUAGCACAAUUGUGCAAAAAAAUGGCAAAAUUGAUAUAUAAAAAAACACUGUUAAAAUGCGGUAAAUUGUGUGAAAAAUGCAAUAAAAAU
Molecule: messenger RNA, 1670 nt
Organism: Hyla sarda
Lineage: Eukaryota; Metazoa; Chordata; Amphibia; Anura; Hylidae
Product: isoaspartyl peptidase/L-asparaginase-like
Exons: 8
Coding region: 172-1116 (314 amino acids)
Molecular function (GO): asparaginase activity
Source: RefSeq, a predicted model, not a curated record